AAGAACUUAAGCUUCCGUAACCUGUAUAAACUUCCUCCAAAAGGCAACGGGGGAAUAGUGUCAGAUGGUAGCGUGAGUGCCAUUGCUCUCCGGUGACAAGUGGCCUGUUUUUACACCUUCCUUCUAAAUAAGGAAGCGGCCUGGUCAGCCAUAUGACCGGCGUCCCAAAUUGGGACUCUUGUAGUCCCAUCCAGAGCAGCAGCUAGUUCUUGGGCGUUCAUCACAACUUUCUCUGUGCACCUCCUCCUCCUCCCCCUCCUCCUCCUCCUCCUGAUCGCGCGGGACAGUGCGUGAAGAUAGAGUGAUGUCGCAUGUCAGGAUGCUGGGGGCCUGGCAAGGUGUGAUAGGUGUUCGGUGAGUGUGGGGCCACACACACACACACACACACACACACACGCUGAGCGGUCCGGCGUUGCCCCUAAAAGCAAAGAGGCGAAACAUGCUAAUCACUACUAUCAGCACCAGCACAGCCACCGCACGUCGCAGCGCGCUCUUGCUCCGUCCCCCACUGACUCCGGGCUCGCGCUUCGCUCCUGAAACCCUGCUCCGUGACGCUAAAAUAAGCUCGUGCAGCCAUGCCGAAGGCAGGAAAACAGGAGGAGCGGUAUUUUUAGCGCCGUGCGCUUCGCACCACGUGCCCCCGAGGUAAACCGGAUGGCCAUUGCGCGAAGGUCGCUCGUCAGUAUGGUCCGUGAGGCCAGCGCGCGCUGGCCGCUCGCCACUGUGCUCUUCCUGGGCGUGCUGACCGGGAUCGGGCCGCUCUGCGCCAGCGCCACCAACGGGACUUGGCCUGAGCGCCGCUGGGAGAGCCUGCUGUCGCGCUCUGUGCUGGCCAUCUCGGGCGAGAGGGCGGACACGAGCUGGGAGAGCGACUAUUUGCUGGGCAUCAAGCGCGUGCGACGGCUCUACUGCAACGUGGGCAUCGGGUUUCACCUGCAGGUCCUCCCAGACGGCCGGAUCAGCGGUGUGCACGACGAGAACCAGUACAGUCUGAUCGAGAUUUCGGCGGUGGAGCGCGGGGUGGUGAGUCUGUACGGCGUGAAGAGCGAGCUGUUCGUCGCCAUGAGCAGCAGAGGAAGACUGUACGGAACGCCCACCUUUAAACACGAGUGCGAGUUCAAGGAGACCUUGCUGCCGAAUAACUAUAAUGCCUACGAGUCUUCCGUUUACAAGGGAUUCUAUAUCGCCCUCAGCAAACACGGCAGAGUGAAGAGAGGCAACAAGGCCAGCACCUCCAUGACGGUCACUCACUUCCUCCCUCGAAUAUGAGCGAGACCGGCCGAAGCGCUCUUGUUUUUGCACAUGCGGUUUGCUCUCCGACAUGGGAGACUCGAAACGACGAACACCAAAAAGAGACUGCAAGAAUACUACUCCGAUGAUAUUUAUUGUGACUUUAUAUAUGUAUAUUUGGAUAGCCAAAGUUUUUUGAUUUUUACGUAUAUGCCAUUUUUUGCUGCUUCUUCUUUUUGUACAUUAUUGCUCGUGGAUAUGGAGGCAUUGCCAGUCUCCUCACCGCACUCGGGUGCUUAACAGGACAUAAGGAAAUACUGGAACAGACAGGAAGAUGUCCUCUUCAGCUUUAUACGGCAAAAUGAUUUUGUUUAAUUACCUCAGAGCCGCUUAUGGGUUAAAGGGAUUCACGAAGUUAUGCAGAAAAUGAAUUGAAUCCUUUUUUUUAUUAUUAUUAUUAUUAUUAUUCUUUUUGUCUAUGCCAAAGCAAGCUUGAUAGUUUCAUUUGUGCUGUCAGGUUAUAUAUACUAACAUAUCUAGUUUUUUGUUUUGUUUUGUGGCUUUUUUUUUUUUUGGUCUCUAGUUCUCCUGCCAUGGAAAUGUGAGAGCACUUAAAGCAACACGGAUCCCUUUUUUGCUGCAUGAUGAGCUGAGGUGCCUUGGCAUUCCUCCACGCCGCCCCUUUAACGUGAAUUCUCCGAACGCCCCAGGGAGUCAGAAAUAGGGCUGACAUGUUAGCCAUGGCUCUGGAGGGACUCUCCCGCAGAGGGGGUGGUGUGGGGGGUUAGGCGAUGGCCGUUCGAUCUCAGCUUGACUCCUCUUUGCUUUGACUAGAGAACUGGCCAAUCUGCGGGCUGAGCGGAGGGAAUGAAUUGAGAGAAUGUUAAAAAAAAAAAAAAGAAAGAAA
Molecule: messenger RNA, 2137 nt
Organism: Ictalurus punctatus (channel catfish)
Lineage: Eukaryota; Metazoa; Chordata; Actinopteri; Siluriformes; Ictaluridae
Gene: fgf6b
Product: fibroblast growth factor 6b
Exons: 3
Coding region: 655-1269 (204 amino acids)
Biological process (GO): cell differentiation; animal organ morphogenesis; regulation of cell migration
Cellular component (GO): cytoplasm
Molecular function (GO): fibroblast growth factor receptor binding; growth factor activity
Source: RefSeq, a predicted model, not a curated record